AUGAAAGAUUUUAAAAAUGAUUAUAAAUUACCAAUUAAUUUAUCUUAUAUAACAACAUCUUCAUCUUCAUCCUCAUCCUCAACCUCAACCUCAUCAUUAUCGAUAUCAUCAUCUUCAUCACCAUCAUCAGUAAUGUAUAUAAACAAUAAAUUGUCAGAUUAUACAUUAAAACAUUCAUUAUAUAUAACUGAUCAAAAUCAAAAUAAUAAUAAUAAUAAUUUUAAUACUUAUAAUAAUAGUACUACUAAUUACAAUAUCAUUGAACGUAAAUUAAAAACAAGAUUAGAAUCAUUACCAAAAAUGUAUAGUAUCCAAGAGAAUAUUGAUUAUGAAUUAGGUAUAAAAUUACCAAAAAUAAUUACAAAUUAUCAUAAUAAACAAACAAAAUAUUUUUUAAAUUUAAAUUAUAAUAAAUUUUAUAAAAAACGUAAAACAUUUAAUUUAAUAAAUUAUACAACAUAUAAACCAAUAUUAAAUUAUUCAUAUAAUAAUGGAGAGAAUGAAAUAAAUAAAGGAAAUAAUAAAUUAUCAUUACAACGUUCAUCUGUAAUUAGUACUACGAAUACUACGAAUACUACUGCGAAUACUACUUAUAACAAUAAUAGUAAUAAUAAUAAUACAAAUAGUACAUUUUAUAAACGUUCUGAUUAUGGACGAUUUAAACGUAGUAAAGAUUGUGGACCAUCUUUAUCUGAUGUUCCAAUGAAUGUUGAUUUUAAUACAUUAAAUCCAUCAUGUACUUCAAAUCGUUAUCAUAUAUUUAAUUUUGAACAAGUGAAAUAUUUAGAUGAAAUAAUGAAUUCAUAUAUAAGUAUUUCACCAAAGCCUGUAUAUCAAAAUUUUUUAGGUACAAACAAUAUCAUAUCACCACCAUCAUCAUCAUUAUUACCAACUACAUCUUUACCAACAGUCACUAGUAAACCAUGUUCAUGUUUCUGUACACAUAAUCCGAUUAUUCAUGAUUUUAUGAAACAUUCAUAUACAAAACAUUCAGAUCAUUUAUCUUCUGAUUGUUUGAUUAAUUCGACUAACUUAAACAAUACUGAAAGUAAUGAUAAUAUUGAUAAAGUAAUCUCUUCAUCCGUUCCAACUACAGUACCAGUAUCAAAGGUAAAUAAUUUAGUAACAUCCAAUCCAACAGGCUUUUCUAAUAGUGAAAUCAAUAACACAAGUAUUGAUAAUACCAUAAACAAUGCUUAUCAACACCUAACAAAUGAUUGUUGCUUACCUAAUCAUCAAAAUACAAUUUCACAUUCCCUUAUUCCACUUACAUCACAACAACCACCAAAACUACCAACUAUUCGUACACAAUUAAAGAAACUUAUUAGAACAAUACGCGAUGGAUUACUGAAAGAAUCAAUACCAGUUAAAGAGAUACGUUUAAAUGGUGAAGUUGCAAGUUCUAUCAUUAUUGGUUCAGAAAAUAAACAAAUAUUUCAUGAUAUAGAAUUAUUAUUUUAUGUUGAUUUAUCUAAUUCUACAACAUGUACAAAAAUUAAAUCAGUAGUAUAUUCAUGUUUAGAAAAUAUUUUAAAAGAUACAAUAAUUUUAGAAAAUUUAUCAAAUAUUACAAAUAAUUGUAUAUAUUGUUAUAAUUCUAUAUUACCAUUUAAUAUAUCAACAAUACAAACAACACAAAAUUCAUAUUAUUGUAAAUCAUGUUCAUAUUGUAAAUUGAAUUCAUUCAAUAUACCGGCUAAUUUAAAUAAAGAAAAUUUAGAAAAUUUAAAUCAUCAAAAAAUCAAUACAAAUCAAUAUUCUAAUUUAUCAUUUCCUAUAAAUCAAUCAUUAAUUAAUCGUCAACCAUUACAUGAAAAUCAAUUAAAUACUAUAUCAUAUAAUAAUAUUAUAAAAGACAAUCAAUGUAAUUAUCCUAUAUUAACUAAUCAGCAUACAAUAAAUAAUAAUAAUAAUCAUUAUUAUUAUUAUUAUAAAUUAAAUCAUUCAUUAUGUUAUUAUCAUUCAUUAAUGUCAUCCAUAGGAUGUUCAAAAUGUUCAACAUGUUCAAUAUGUUCAAAAUUAUUGAAUCAAUUCAAUCAACAUCAUAAUACAAAUUACAAUCAUAAUAAUAAUAAUAAAUAA
Schistosoma spindalis is the source of this 2082-nucleotide messenger RNA. Lineage: Eukaryota; Metazoa; Platyhelminthes; Trematoda; Strigeidida; Schistosomatidae. The record is from the annotation of a GenBank genome assembly.